ACCGAAAAAAGCGCGGAAUUGAUAGAGGGGGCAAAAUGUAAAAAGAUCGCCAGCCAAAGGGAAUAUUAUAUAAUUAUCAUCUAUCCCCAAUCCCUAAACAUCUCGAAACCCUAAAAUCGGAAUUUGUCUCUCAUCAUCAGAGAUGGAAGACAAAGGUAGAAAAGCUCAAGUUAAAGAAGGAAGCUCCGUUCUCAAGCGCCCUCGUGACGAGGAGGAGGAGGAGGAUCUUCCAAACUCUGCAGCAGCUUCAUCAGCAACUGCUUCUGCUUCUGGUACCAAAACUGAAGUGAAAGCUAAACGCCUCUCUUUGGAUCCACCAAAGCCUGUAACAGCAGGUUCGUAUGAUGGAGGAGGACCUUUAACCCCAGUGUGGAAACAAGCUGGACAUGGGUGCCUUUUAAGCAGCUUCCAUACGAUGACCCUGAACCAGAGGUGGACGAGGAAGAGGAAGAAGAGAUCGACGAACCAUAUUGCAUGUAUCACAUGGUCGGAGGUCACCUAGUUCUCACAGGCAUUCUUCCUAAAUCCAGAUUUGAUUAGUGUGCUUCUUUCGAGCACUAGCAAACCCAAUUAACCAAUCACCAAUUUCAUCGACUACAUGACAACUUUACUUUAUUAUUCAAAUGUUGGCAACCUUGUGAGCAUGUCUAAUCAACCAAUUAUGUAUUUGUGCUUUCUUAGCUUAAAACACAUUUAUGGAAGUAUUUGAACUAUCUUUUAU
Molecule: messenger RNA, 721 nt
Organism: Helianthus annuus (common sunflower)
Lineage: Eukaryota; Viridiplantae; Streptophyta; Magnoliopsida; Asterales; Asteraceae
Exons: 5
Coding region: 143-502 (119 amino acids)
Source: RefSeq, a predicted model, not a curated record